UUCAGCAGACACGCGCACAGUGGUUGCCAUGGAUACCAACAGACCUACCUAAAGUCGUAGCUUCACUAGCGGGCAAACUUUUAUCCAAAAAAGGGGUUUUAACAGUAAUGCCGACUUCUAUUCUUUUCUCUGUGCUGUUUGUUAGCUUGCUUGCGAGCUAAUCGGUUUGCUAUUAGGUUAGCUACGUUAGCAAGGUAAGCUAGCUCCCCGGUGUUGGUGCUGAUCAUCAUGGUGAAAGAUGUGCAGGAGGUUGCGGCUGCUGUGGUGCGGGAAUAUCUGAGCAGAAAGGGUCUGAAGAAAACUAUUGCCUGCAUGGAUGAAGAGUUUCCACGAACAAACUCGAGCAUAAACAACCGCUCGGAGCUGUGCCGAGUGCUCCACCUAGAGAGUCUGUAUAAGAAGAAUAAGUGUGACGAACAGCCGAUGAAAACAAUGCUGGAGAUCAUGACGAAAGAGCGGAUGAAGAAGGGUGGAGACGUCAGAAGGCACCCGAGUCAAACAGAUCAGAGCUUGGAGAAGGACUCAUCAAAACCUCCUUCUGAGCCUGCCUCUGCUGCACCCAGCAUUGCUUACGAUGAUGAUGAUGAUUAUUAUGAUGAUUAUGAUGAGGAGGAUGUAAGGAAAGCAAAAAGCUUUGCAGAUGAGAAGAGGUUUUCUGAGACGAGCACCGUGUCCAAGCUUAGUUCCUCAUUUCCACCACAGCUGGAGGGAAAUCUAAACAACAUGUUGCCUUCAGCAGGCCUGGGUUUAGAGCAGAAGAGUGGAGGUGUGAAUGUGGGGGAGAGGCAGGCAAGCAGGGGCAGCAGAAUGAGGAAAGGCAUCAUGGCAGGUCCUGUUGCUGCUUCGUCUCAGGAAAACACCAAGAGACGUCCUGCAAGAAAAACCUCAGCGUCUCCGUCUCUUUUUUCCAAGAAGAACGAAAAGGUUUCAGCUGGAAUGCAGUGGAAGGGCAGCAGCAACACAGAUGCUUCACGCACCAAACCUGAAGGAUCUAACACUCUUGAACGGAAAGACUCAGAAAAUGAAUCAACUAGUCCAAAACUGGGCGCUCUUCACAUGGCGGGAUUGGUUCUGGAUGAUUUUGAAGACCAGGACUUCUCAUUUGGACUGUCCGGCAUUAAUAACGUCUCACGCCAUCAUGAUUGGAAUAAACAUCCUAUGGAGCAGAAAACAGCUACUGCGCUGAAGGAGAUCAUCUUCGGCUCCCCCAUGUCCUGCUUCAGUGAGGAGUGGAGAUGUCAGAACUUUACCUUUUCCAACAGACCCACGCUUAGAUACGGCAUCGUGCAGAAGAAGGGCGGACCAUGUGGAGUUCUCGCUGCCGUUCAGGCCACCGUUCUCAAGAAACUUCUGUUUGAAGAAACGAGCAGUGACGCACUUUCUGAGAGAUUGUCCAGCAGCGUCAGGACGAGGUGCCUGACUGACGCAGUGGCUGAAAUCCUGUGGAGAGCAACAGACAAGAAAAACGUCACUGUUGCCAUAAACUCAGGGAGGUGUCACUUUACCCCAAUCGGCCAUUACAGAUCUGAUGGCAUUCUGGAGAUGAUCACCUGUGUGGAAGUUCAGAACUUUGAUGACUUAAAGCUGCUGAUUGAACAGCACAUUCAUCAGUUUGAGUCGGGUCCGUUCGGCUGCAUCUUGCUCAUCGUCUCUGCUGUCCUGUCCAGAACGAUUCCGAUGGUGAAAGGGGACAUGGACGUUCCAACUUCUACACUGAUUGGUGCUCACGGCUACUGUACGCAGGAACUGGUGAACCUGCUGCUUUGUGGGUGUGCGGUUUCAAACGUUUUUGAUAAUGAAAUGAAGCUCGACUCUGGUAACGGAAAUUUCACCUUGCUGAAGGGGAUCAGAGAGCGCUGCGACAUCGGAUUGCUGUCUCUGUACGAGCAUUACAACAUAUGCACGGUCGGAUCGUACCUGAAAAACCCAAAGUUUCCGAUCUGGAUGGUGUGCAGUGAGAGUCACUUCAGCAUCCUCUUCUCGCUGUGUGAAGAUCUGACGUCUGGCUUCAGGUGCCCGAAAGAGUUCGACCUGCAUUACUACGACGGAUUGGCCAACCAGCAAGAAGCCAUAAGAUUAACAGUGUAUCCAGACUCAUCUGUAAAAGCUCUGGAUGCUGAGGAAAUGGAUUCGGAUCUAACACCGCCGCUAGAGCUCUGCAUCAGGACCAGAUGGACAGAUGCAGCUGUGAGCUGGAAUGAAAGCGAACCCAUUCUUUGAUUUGGCAAUCCAUCAGAACAAUUAACUCGGUUCCUUGUUGCCUUUUAGUUGUCUUUUUUCGAUUUUUUUUUUUUUAUCAUCUGUAUUUUUGCUGCUAUACAAGGAUAUAAUAAUGGAAAUAAUUCACUUUCCUAUUAUAGUUUGUAAUCUGAUUGGAAUUCCUCACUGCCGUUACACAAACUAAACACUAGAGGGCGCGGUUUUAAAACACUGUCGUGCUGUUAUAGGAAAUGAAUCAACGAUGUGGUGGCAUCAUGAAGAUAGAAAAGGAAAAUAAUAGAAAUAAUAAUGGAAAUAGAAAGAUUAUCUUUCUAUAACGGCACAUGAAACACAGUGUUUUAUUCCUCUUCUACAACAGCAAUUACACGUUUUUAAUUUGUGAAGAAACAUCUAUUCAACGUUUUCAGAAGCCUGCAGUUCCAGCAAUAGGGCUGUAUGUUUUAACGUGUCCACGAAAGAGAGUUUACACUUCUGUGCAGUUGCUUGUGAAUGUGACAAACUAUGAUUAAAUUUUUUUGCCUUAUUUAAUAUUCAAAUUUCAAGACAGAGAAAACAGUGGAGCAGGUGUAGCAAAUGAUUCUUUAUACAGUAGCUGCUAUAAACGGAUAAAAAGUGUCGUGUUCUUUAAUAAACUGGCAGUUUGCUGUGGCUUAAGAGGAAUAAAACAUUCCAGUAUUUACUGUUCUAUAAACACAUUAGAACCUCAUAAUCUGCUGCAAAUCAAUGCUGUGUUGACUUGUUUGUUUUUCAUAUUUUAUGUGUUGUUUUUGUGCAUUUUAGUUAGACAGGGAGGUUUUUGCUUUUUUUAUGCUUUUUGGGAUCUGUUGCAAGUUUUUUUCAUUUAAUUUAAAUUUAUCGUCAUUCUUUAUUUAAUAUUACCAGAUUGUAUUAUCUGCUAAGCGAAUAAAUGUCAUGCUGUAUAAGAUCAACACAUGCAUGUAGAUUAUAGACAUAUUCCAAGCAUGAGCCAUAAAGAUGAAAAAGGUUUACAGUGAUAAUUAAAAGUGCAGGAUUUUCAUCUUUA
Messenger RNA from Silurus meridionalis, 3244 nucleotides. It is a transcript of the gene mindy4, whose product is annotated as MINDY lysine 48 deubiquitinase 4. Gene Ontology annotation, molecular function: K48-linked deubiquitinase activity; cysteine-type deubiquitinase activity. The record is from RefSeq and is a predicted model, not a curated record. The transcript has 18 exons. Lineage: Eukaryota; Metazoa; Chordata; Actinopteri; Siluriformes; Siluridae. The coding region runs from base 229 to 2220 and encodes 663 amino acids. Gene Ontology annotation, biological process: protein K48-linked deubiquitination.